Molecule: messenger RNA, 960 nt
Organism: Ruditapes philippinarum (Manila clam)
Lineage: Eukaryota; Metazoa; Mollusca; Bivalvia; Venerida; Veneridae
Exons: 1
Source: RefSeq, a predicted model, not a curated record
AUGGGCAACGGUCCCGCAUUGUUUGGACGGGACUGGAUGAAUGAAAUUGUAUUGGACUGGUCACGUAUUGUACAUGUGAAUUCAAUUGAUGAUCACUCAACACAAACACGUAUAGCCGAUAUUAUGAAGCGAUAUGAGUCAGUGUUUUCCGACGGUAUCGGGAAAGUUAAAGAUAUUAAAGCAACGCUAUCUGUCAAAGAGAAUGCUUCACCGAAAUUCGUAAAAGCUAGGCCAGUACCAUAUUCGUUAAAACCGAAAAUAGAAAAGGAAUUAGACAUCCUAGAAGAACAGGGCAUUAUUACGAAAGUGAAUACAUCAGAAUGGGCUACACCUAUUGUGCCCGUUGUUAAAUCUUCGGGAGGAGUAAGAAUUUGUGGAGAUUUCAAAGUCACCGUAAACCAAGCUAUAAAUGUAGAUAAAUACCCACUUCCGAGAAUAGAGGACAUUUUCGCGAAUUUGGCAAAUGGAAAGAAAUAUUCAAAGUUGGAUUUACGCCAAGCAUAUCUUCAAUUGGAGUGCGAUGACAAAACAAAAGAAAUGUUAACGAUUAACACUCACAAAGGUCUAUAUUCUUAUAAUAGAUUGACAUAUGGAGUAUCAUCAGCACCUGCAAUAUGGCAAAGAACAAUUGAUCAAAUUCUUCAAGGAAUACCAGGAGUACAGUGCAUUCUCGAUGAUAUGGUCAUUACAGGAGAAAAUGAUCAAGCUCACUUAAAUAACUUAGAAACAGUAGUGCAACGGUUGUCAAAAUAUGGUUUAAAAGUGAAUAAAGAAAAAUGUCAGUUCUUUCAAGAGAGGAUUACAUAUUGUGGUCAUGAAAUUGAUGAAAACGGUCUGUGGAAAUGUAAUGAUAAGGUGGAUUCUAUUUUAAAUACACCACGUCCACAAAAUGUCACAUCUCUCAGGGCAUAUCUCGGAUUACUAAAUUACUAUCAUAGGUUCUUAAAUAACCUAGCCACG